Molecule: messenger RNA, 474 nt
Organism: Blepharisma stoltei
Lineage: Eukaryota; Ciliophora; Heterotrichea; Heterotrichida; Blepharismidae
Source: the annotation of a GenBank genome assembly
AUGUUUACCAAGAGCUUGCGAUCAAUAGCUCGUGCUCCAUUCUUAAGAUUAAAAGUCCACGAAAAGCCAGAGUUCCAAACCGACUUUAUUAGGUAUCCAUUCGGCAUUCCUCCAGUUGAAGUAAUCUCAAUGGAAAAAAAAGUUGACCAUGGUUUUGACUAUGCUUCAGAAUCCUACGAUUACGAAGACCACGGUAUGACUGUUUUGCAUCAGAGACCAUCUCACUACCGAUAUUUUUGGAUUUUUGCAGGAUUUUGGGUUUCCAGCGCUUUUCUCUACUUCAUUUGGCUUGAAGUUCCAUAUACUGGGACUUUCUUUGGGCAUUAUAACAUGGAUAUUGAAAUGAACGCAAUCAAAUAUGUAAACAACGAUGAACUUUAUCAUGACUGGGAAGGACUCAAAAAGAAGUACCUCGAAAGAGAAGCUGCAGCUGAAGAAGGUGGGGAGGAUGAAGAAAUUACCCCAGAAGAAUAA